This is a messenger RNA of Lentinula edodes (shiitake mushroom), 1516 nucleotides long. RefSeq names its product glucosyltransferase. NCBI's taxonomy places the organism in Eukaryota, Fungi, Basidiomycota, Agaricomycetes, Agaricales, Omphalotaceae. Gene Ontology annotation, biological process: protein N-linked glycosylation; dolichol-linked oligosaccharide biosynthetic process. Gene Ontology annotation, cellular component: endoplasmic reticulum. The record is from RefSeq and is a predicted model, not a curated record. The transcript has 9 exons. The coding region runs from base 90 to 1460 and encodes 456 amino acids. Gene Ontology annotation, molecular function: dolichyl pyrophosphate Glc2Man9GlcNAc2 alpha-1,2-glucosyltransferase activity.
CGAAUAUGGGCGCUUGAAGUUGCGUGUCACCAGUUACAACAGACUCAGUCGAUCUCAGAAGCGACAAUCUUCAUCACCAUAUAUUCAGAAUGUCGGCCUCUUACAUCGUAUAUUGCGCUGCUUGUAUAUCCGUGCUGAAGGAGCUGAACAAUGUCGUCACCGAGCCUUACAUGGAUGAGCCAUUCCAUGUACCGCAAGCGCAAGCAUACUGUAGUGGAGACUUUGCAACGUGGGACCCUAAAAUCACCACCCCCCCUGGCUUAUACAUCAUGAGCGUAUUGUUUAAACGUGUUUUUAUGUUCAAAUGCUCCCUGCCAAUGCUACGCCUAACGACUACACUAACGCUCCUCGCGCUUCCAAUCGUCCUCACGCGUCUUUUGUGUUUUUAUCGGCGGAUACGGCCUCCUGCUUCAAUUUUAGCUCCAACACCGGAUGCCAUCGUUCUCAGCCUCUUCCCUAUCGCGUGGUUCUUUGGAUUUCUGUAUUAUACAGAAGUCCCAAGCUUAGUGUUUGUCGUUGCGACGAUCGUCGCCGCAAGCGAAGACAGACAUUGGUUAGCUGGUUUGUUAGGCCUUUUGAGCUGCACUUUCCGUCAAACGAAUAUCAUCUGGACACUUUAUGCCUAUGCGACAAGCCAGUUGAUGUAUCUCCGUUACCGUCGACCUGGUCCAGGCUCACAAGACAUUGCCAAACUCCAUGACCCCAACGCAGACCAAGCUAGGCCAGUGGAUUUAUACAGAUCUGUGCUAUCUCUGCCCGGUGUCCUGCCAGACAUUUUAUCAGCGUUCGUUCCGUACGCCUUUGUAUUGUCUGUGUUCGUUUCCUUCGUGGUUUGGAACGGGGGAAUAGUGCUAGGGGACAAAUCCAAUCACAUUCCUGUCUUGCAUGUUCCCCAGGUCUACUAUUUUCUUGCAUUCUCGACUGCGUUCGGCUGGCCGGUUCUCAUUAGUGGAGCUGGGGGGAUACCCCUUAUGUUGCGAAAGAUUUACGCUCGUACAUUUGGCUCCAAGUUUCGCGCACUAAUAACUUUGGUUUCCCUCGCUGCGAUGGAAUUCACCGUCAAGCUUUACACAAUACACCAUCCCUUCCUGCUCUCGGACAACCGCCACUACACAUUCUAUGUAUGGCACCGCAUAUACAUGUUCCACUGGCUAGCUCCAUACGCUCUAGUACCUGCCUACUUCGUUUGUGCGUUGGCGUGGUUCUUGCGUGUCGGAAAUGAGCAAAGCAUGCUGCAAACUGUAGCUCUUUCCAUAUGUGUUUUGGCCACCUUACUUCCAACCCCGCUACUUGAGCCAAGGUACUUUAUGAUUCCGUACCUCCUCAUGCGAAUGCAGAUCGUCAAUGUGCCGUCAUGGGCUUUAGUGUUGGAAGGACUGUGGUACGCAGCGAUCAACGUCGUGACAAUGGGUGUAUUUCUGUAUCUUCCAAGAGAGGGUGUGGGUAGGUUUAUGUGGUGAAACGAAUUCAAACUUUCGAAGUAAUUACCGGGUAAUUACGGUAUUUAAUCCGCUGC